Molecule: messenger RNA, 1276 nt
Organism: Harmonia axyridis
Lineage: Eukaryota; Metazoa; Arthropoda; Insecta; Coleoptera; Coccinellidae
Product: stabilizer of axonemal microtubules 2
Exons: 2
Coding region: 188-1138 (316 amino acids)
Biological process (GO): microtubule anchoring
Cellular component (GO): cytoskeleton; ciliary basal body; axonemal microtubule
Molecular function (GO): microtubule binding
Source: RefSeq, a predicted model, not a curated record
ACAUUUCAUAUUUUCGAAUGUCAAAACAUCAUGUCAGUUUUUCCUCGGAAAUUUUAUAUUGAUGUAAAACGUAAAAUACAAUCUCCAGCGGUCUUUUGAUUGCAAACAUAUACAAGUGCACUCUAAUUGAUUAAAUAUAUAUUCAGAAUUCGACUGUUUGCAAGUUUGAGUGCUCAAACCGAUCGAAAUGGCUUGUGCUCCUUGUGGCGAUGCUCCACCAUGUCUUCCGGUGAUAGCCGACACUAUGCCGAAGACAGUGGUCAACCCAUGUCAACCUCAUCAAUGUAACGGUCCAGAUUGUUGUAACGUAUGUGUGCCUAUGGUUACUCCAGCUGUAGCUGUUCUUCCGGCUCCGCGGAAGACAUGCAAAUACAUUCAACCACCAAGACCAAAGUCAUAUGCACCUGAAAGGACUUACAUAGCUCCAAUAGCAAGAAUGGAGGAUAACACCAUAUAUAGAAAGUCCUAUCUACCGAACGAAGGAUGCAGACCUUGCGCUAUUAUGCCUGAGAAUAAUUUAUGCGUUGGGGAAGGAAAGAUAUCCGACAAUACAGUGCAUAAGAUGUCUUUUUUGCCACACUGUCAGAAACCUCCUACUCCAAUUAUACCGUGUUCUCACAAGCUCCUUGGCGAGGGGCCGAUGCAGGAUUUGACCACUCAGAAGCAUGAUUACGUUCCCAAACCAUUUUCGAAACCUUGUUUGAUUAUACCUCCCUUAAGCUUGUAUGGAAGCGACUGUCCCUUGAGUGACAAAACUGUUAAUCGUUUAUCCUACAUGCCAGUCGAUCCAUGUAAGGUUAAAGUUUCGCCUAUAUAUCCCAUCGAUGGUCUGGAGAAACCGAACGGAAGAAUGAGCGACAAAACUGUCCAUAGCAUGUCCUUCCAAGCAUGGCAGCCAUCGGAACCCAUUCCGACUCCAUGGGCGCUGAAGGCUCCGUACCAACCACCAGUCCAGAGAAUGGAAGAUAAUACCGUGAACCGUAUGAGUUACGUUCCCCCAGGACAGUACGUGGAAUGUGCUCCAGACGAUCCCGAUUGCGUGGAGUGUCCAGAUCCGUGCAACGAGCAGGAUCCGAACCACUUCAGGAAAAAUCCUAGCUGUAGAGCGGCGUGCUGUUGUCCUAGAGCGGCAUGCUAGACUUGUACUCAAUUUUUAUAAUGGCUGGGGAGUGGUAUUCCGUUUUACUAGUUCUUUCUACACUGUCAUAUUUGUAGAAAUUGUCGAAUUGUUUUUGGAUGACGAUUUUUUCUAUGAAUACAUAUACCGAUAAUAUGA